Messenger RNA from Linum trigynum, 3020 nucleotides. The record is from the annotation of a GenBank genome assembly. Lineage: Eukaryota; Viridiplantae; Streptophyta; Magnoliopsida; Malpighiales; Linaceae.
GACCCAAAUCUCACCGGCAAAUUCGAAUUCCAAAGAUGUUGCAAUUUUCCCCCCAUUUUCGGCGAGCAAAACCCAAAACCAACAUCAUACCCAUUCUCCCCUCAUCAAAACCGUCAUAUGCUGCAAUUUUGGGUAGAUUUGGGGCAAGUUUUCUCCGGUCAAGUCACUGGCGACGAGUCUCUGACGAGCUUCCGACGAAGCUCCGACGACCCCUCUCCGGUCUGCUUUUCGGCCAUUUUUCGCCUUCCUCUCCCGCACCUCACUUCCUCCUACGUCCUACUUGCGUCUCCAGGUUUGUUUUUCAGCUCCACCUUAUUAAUUUGUGGAGAAUCCGAUUAGGUAGUGAAGUGAUGAUGAUUUUUGUGCUUUGCAUGUUGACCUAGAUUUAGGGCGAGGAAUUAGGUGAACUUGGUCGAUUGAAUGGUGAAAUGAUUUUGCAUGAGCUUAGUUGAGCCUUGGUGGGCGUGUUUGAAUCAAAUUGUCUUUUAUUUUCAGAAUUUGCCCACCAAGUGUUGUUUUGUGAAUGCAUGAUAACCUUUAUGCUUGUUUGGUGGAUGGUAGCCACCGUGGUUUGGGUUGUGGUUCAAACUUUCGUAUGAAUGAACCAUGAAAUACCCACAAUCAUGCCACACUGUGCUUAAGAUUAAAUGUUUGAUAUCCGUGGUGGGAAUAUAAGUGUGGGGGAAUCUCUUUUCCUCCCAAUGGGCAUUUUUUAUGAUUGUUUCCACGUAUGGUGUAUGGUUGUCAAUUUUUGCAGGAUGGUUAACGUGGAGCACGAGUACAUCCGCUACCUAGUGCAUCACGCGGAUUUUGGUGACUAGUUCGCCAACCAGAGGGAUAGCCCGAUUGGGCCUCAUUCGCGGCUGGACCUGGACAUGUUCAAUCUGUUCAGGUGUCGAGCCGUGAUGUCCGGGGUGCUUUGUCACCCCCAGUGGCGCCAACUUCUGACGGUGGACUAGCAUACCUACCAUGAGAUCUGCGUGGAGUUCUACUCAAAUUUCUCCCAUGUCGUCCCGGCCAGCAAGAAGAGCCGACCGCGCAUGGAGUUCAUGCUGGGAGGUCAGCCACGAGUGCUGACCUACGACGCCUUUGCUCAGGCCAUGCGACUCGACACCACCCACAUAACGAUGACGGAGCGGCAGUACACAGUGGACUUCAACUAUCAGAGAGCAUUCCGAGCCCUCUGCCGCCCCGAGCAUGAGCACAGCAAUUUUGAGGGGAGCUGCACCAAUGUGGUGAAGCUGAGGUCCCCUUGGAGGAUCCUUCACACUUUGGUCACCCGCUCACUCGUCCACAGCCUCGAGUCCGACCAUAUGAUGACGAACAGAGGGCUAAUUGCACUCUACUUCAUGUGAAAUCCAACGGAGCCGAUCCAUCUCUGAUCUCUGAUCACCACUUCUUUUGCCCGUUGUUUGGGGCAAAACAGAGUGGACACCAUGCACAUGGGGGCCUCAUUACGAGGAUAGCCCGACACUUACAUGUGGAUCUGGCUCGAUGCACCAGCGUCGGGAGGAUGGUUCCCUUCCCAGUGAAGACACUUUACAACUAGAAGCUGGUACUCCAGGGAGAACGAUGAGUGGAGUACCUCGAGGGACUCCAACAAUAAGGAGUCAUCAGAGCAUUAGUUGACCCGGCUCCAGUUGAGCCUGACCCCGAGGUCCCACCACCAGCAGACAACCACCUGCUCGAGCACCCGGCCGCCGCCGGCGUCCCACGCUCCAACGCCCAGCCCAACCAAGCCAGCACCAGCAGAAGGUGAUCUCCUAGUCCAGAGGGUGGAUCUCCUAGAGACGAGCUUCGUGGAAGUCACUUCCAGAUGAGAGGGAGGGUCCAUCCACCCGCAAGAGGUAGCCGACGAGUGAGACAUGUGGCAGAGCCGAUUUAUUUUGCCCCACUUCUCCACUUGUAACCCUGAACUUGUUGUUUUUGUUAUUUUUCUUUCUUUUGUGUGUGUGUGACCAUAAACUACUACUGCUAUUGUGUUUGUAAUAACCUCGCAUCAAGCGAGUCAUAUUGUGUUUGUGUGUGUGUUUUUGUCUCCCCCUGAAGCUUAAAAUAUCCUACCCCCAAAGCGAUUCCAACUUUCACUCAGCAAGCCCAAGCGGUAACAUCAUUCUACCCCUUUCUUACGCCAUUGAGGGCAAUGUCAAGCUUAAGUGUGUGUGUGGGGGGGGGGGGGAGGGUAGUUUACUAUUAUGCUUGUGUGAGUGUGAUUGAUGAUUGGAGCCUUAUGUAUGCCCAAAUUUCAAAAAUUUGAGAGCUCCAAGCAAUGUUUGCAUGAUCAAAGUUUCUGGUGUGUGGGAAAAUCUCGUGUUUAUUAGCAUUUAUCUUGAAUUGUUGCAUGUGAUCGAGUAUAUCCUAUGAUGAUGAUGACUUAGAUAACCUAAUUCGUCUCUUUUGGGUGGCCUCUCCCGCUUUGGAGCGUGGAAACGCGGACUGCAAUCGAAUCGCCCAAAAUCCGUGAAUCUAUUUAUGCUAGAGCGCGAAUCCACAAUCAACGGAGCGUGAAUUCCCUUAAGCUCAAUGUUUAUCCCUCCCAAUGCUGAAUCCACCGACUUUCCACCUUGUUGUUUGUGUUAUUUAUCGUUGUCGAUUGUGGUGGGGAUUCGGCGGAGGGGGUGGUGGUGAAGCUGGGCGGCGGAGGCGGAGAAAGCCGGCGACCUAGCGGCGGAGGCGAAGAGAGUCGGGGACCUAGCGGCAGGUCUCGGAGUUCGGGGACCUAGCGGAGGUUCUCAGAUAAAGCCUUGCCUUUUCACCAACGAGACCUCUCUUGACCCUGCCAUUGAUUAAGAUUUGAAAGUCGGAAACCCCUGAUUUUCAACUUUUGAACGAGAAGGGAAAAGGAUCGGAGGUGCUCUGUUAGCCAUUUAUGUUUUAUAUUAAAAGGGAAGAGACACUCUGAGACAGAAGGGCGAAGGAACGAAGUAGUGAGCCCGAAGGGCGAAGGACCGGAAAAAUAAAUAAAAAAUAUAGGAAAAGAGAGUGGAAAAUUUAUAAUUAAAUAAAUGUUUAUUAAGUUU